Mizuhopecten yessoensis (Yesso scallop) is the source of this 508-nucleotide messenger RNA. Its product is annotated as neurotrypsin-like. Gene Ontology annotation, cellular component: membrane. The record is from RefSeq and is a predicted model, not a curated record. The annotation marks the transcript as partial. Lineage: Eukaryota; Metazoa; Mollusca; Bivalvia; Pectinida; Pectinidae. The transcript is spliced from 3 exons.
AUGGCAGGUUAUGAUUACAUUGCUGAAGACUUUGCAUUUGUACUUACGAACCUCUAUUCCAACUGUUCAGGCCAGGCCCCCCAACACGUGCGACUUGUAGGAGGUAAACAUCAGGGACGACUGGAGGUGUAUCAUGAUGGAGUAUGGGGAACAGUGUGUGAUGACGGGGCUACCAAUACAAUCGCCAAGGUUGUGUGUCGUCAACUCGAUAUCACCAGUGCUUACGGCAUUGUGGAGGGAAGUGCACAUUUUGGAGCUGGAACAGGGCGUAUCUGGAUGGACGACGUUUUAUGUAAUGGCAAUGAACUUUCUUUGGACGCAUGCACGUCUAACGGCUGGGGAAAUCACAAUUGUGGACAUGGAGAAGAUUUAUCAGUCGUUUGCGGCCAAUACGUGACGAGAGUAAAACCGAACAGUGGUAGCUUAUCGGGUGGUACUAGAGUAACUAUAGAAGGAGCAGGAUUUUCGAAAGACCCAUUCAACCAUUUUCCGGGUACAGAACAUCACG